Haliotis rubra (blacklip abalone) is the source of this 480-nucleotide messenger RNA. RefSeq lists its product as uncharacterized. Gene Ontology annotation, molecular function: protein tyrosine phosphatase activity. Gene Ontology annotation, biological process: protein dephosphorylation. NCBI's taxonomy places the organism in Eukaryota, Metazoa, Mollusca, Gastropoda, Lepetellida, Haliotidae. The coding region runs from base 136 to 480 and encodes 114 amino acids. The record is from RefSeq and is a predicted model, not a curated record. The transcript is spliced from 5 exons.
UUUACAUGACCUUGCAAGAGGCUCUGGAGUUUUGAAACACAACCAUGGACAUGCAGGAGUUCAAUCAAAAUCGAAGUGGGAACAGAACCUUCAAGAUGGCACGCAUAGAACCCACACAGUUAAUACAGAUCCUGAAUGCGAAAAGAGAGUUCCCAAGAAAAGUCUCACCUGUCCAUGAAAGGCUAUCUACUGACUGAAGCUCCCUCCGUCACCACGGCGUCUCUGUUCUCGAAACUCAUAGAACAACAGGAGUCUGCUACUGUCAUUGUCCUGCCAGACUCGCACCAGAAUCUGUCCAGUUAUGUGCCAUCUCCAGGAGACAGCCUGAACUUGAGUCCAGUCAGUGUGAGGUGUUCAACAGAGAACACGAUCAACCCCGACAUCGUGCUCAGGAACGUUAGCGUACAGAUUGACCUUUCCUCACAAGAGAAGCAGGAUGAAGAUCCUGGAGUGAAGCCGACCAAUUUAGAAACUGUUUGA